This is a messenger RNA of Eleginops maclovinus (Patagonian blennie), 2513 nucleotides long. RefSeq lists its product as uncharacterized. Lineage: Eukaryota; Metazoa; Chordata; Actinopteri; Perciformes; Eleginopidae. The record is from RefSeq and is a predicted model, not a curated record. The coding region runs from base 104 to 2269 and encodes 721 amino acids. The transcript has 6 exons.
UGUGUGUUGCUCUUGCAUGUCCAAGUUCUCAACCAGUUCUGCUUUGGAACUAUUGCUGUGGGUCCACACCUGAUAGGUCCUCCUCCUCCUCUGUAGGUCCAAUAUGGCAGCGACAGUUAACACACCUCGGUCAGCUCACCCAGAACCAAGCAGAGUGCACGUAAGCAGUUGGGCUAACAGUUGUGGGCCAACUUCUGAUCCGCAUGAUCCAGGACUACAUGGCCCCCGCCAAGCUCCCAGACCUCCACCCCACCCCCAACACCACAUCCCUGCCCGGCCUGUUUUCUACGUCCAUGCUCCACCGCCACCCCCUUUCCACCCCUACGAGUGGCCCAUGCACUUCUCCCAUAACCCCUUUGCUGGCUUCCCAGGAAUGGGCAUUGGUAUGGCGAUGCCCCAAUUCCCUCCUCCCACUCCUUAUAUGGAGGUUCCAGCAUACAUUAUGCCCCACCCUCACAUGCAACCUGUCGACUACAGACGUGUCAUCCACCCCCAGGCCCAGGCACCCAGCGCACCUUACCAGAACCCAUACCAGACCUGUAGAGUCCGCCCACAUCUUACCGUCCCUGUUAGAGAAACCGUGAACUCGGCGGUCCAAACCGAACCCCAACAGAGAGAAACCGUGAACUCGGCGGUCCAAACAGAACCCCAACAGAGAGGAGGAAGUGUUUUUGGCGAGGAAAGCCCACUCCCCAACGCAGAUUCGGAUCGUGAAACCGUAGUAAACUGUCCUUUGUGCUCGAGUACAAACUCCCGAAAACAACACUCUGCUGAAGUUGAGAACUACGCGUUACACAGCAGUAAUGCAAAAGGCCUCCAGGUAAGAGGGACCAGUAACGUCCUCCAACCUACAGUAACGACGGCCAUCCAGUCAUGUAUCGGCGCAACCCUGGUGACUCAGAAGAGCCAAAAAGAGAGUGUCGGUAGAGAGAAUGUUUCCCCAUGCAGGAACGCUCACUGCAACGUGUUGUCCAUUGGUUCUCAAGAUGGUAUGGUUCCUGUGUUUAGCUCCUCCCAACAAGAGGAGGCGGUUUACAAAGAGAGACGGAUCUCCGUUCUUGACACCCUAAUGAGUGGGGGAGAUGUUACGCCUCAGCUGAAGAUGGCGGAUAAGCUGCCUCAGAAUGACCUCGCCACUGAGGGAGAACAGGUUAAGUCUGUUCCCCAUAGUGGAGUCGAGACCAGAAAUGGUCCAGAGGUGGCUGAUCCUGCAGAUGAUGCUCAGUGUAACUUCAUCUCUAAGCACAGUGAAGUCCUUCUUGAGGUCCUCAAACUGAGUGACGCUGAAGUAGGACGAGAGUCGAGGAACGAUGAUGAGUCUUUGGGACUCUUUGGCUCCGUAUGGCCAUGUCUUCCAUAUGCAGAUGAACUCCUACAAUCCUCAUCCCAUAAUACCAUCGAGUCAAAUCCGCAUGAAGACACGGCACCAAUCAGUCCCUGUAUAAACAAUAGCUCUUACCUGAAGAGACCAUGGAACGCGUCCAUUUGGUCCGUGGAGUCUCUGGCCCCCUUCAUCCCCACUAAGGAAUGGCUCCUGCAGAACAGCGUGUUGGCAGCCGAUGUGAUAGUUGAGGAAGCUGAUAACGACAACCUCAUUGUUAAAUCUAGAAAAAAGAGAUCCUCUUCUGACACCUCGCUGUCGGACAGCUGGCUCCUGUUCAGCACCCCCACCGGGAAGACAAGUCCACGAAAGGAGCCAGAAAUAGAGUGUGACAUGGAAGCAUCUGACAUGGGAAGCCGAGUCCAAGCCCAGAGCGUGGCUCCUUCAGAAAAGGGUCGCUCGGCUUCCCCAAAUGACCUGCAGAGUAAAAUGAUUUUAUCUACCCCCACUGCAGAGGACACAAAUAGGUCUUCUGAACCUGAGGCUAUUCAGAGCCCCAACCAGGACAUUUUAAAUGAGCAGCAGAACAAAAGGACCUGCUCUCAUCUGCAGGAAAAGAGUCCACGCUUGAACCCCACAGAAGAGAAGACCUGUGCAAGAAGGCUGAAUCUACAAAAUGGAGCAGACAUCAACUUGGAAGAUGAGCAUAUGGGAACGAAGAAGAUGGUCGGUUUACAAAAGAGGAGCUGUGCGUCCCAAAGGCUGAUCAGAAGACAGCAGAAGUGUCUCCAUCGAAGGUGGACUUUGGAGUCCAGUGUAAUGAGUUACAGGAGCACAAGUGUGCCUGUGAGGAGGCAAGGUGCAGCACGGGCCAAAACGGGAAACAGCGUUUUACACUUUCAGGAAAGAACAAUGGAAAGUACAGACAACGAGAAGGUCCCAACAUAAAGGGACAAACGCAGAGGAAGCGAGUCUUCAGGAAAUACAGGGGUCAAGGCAGCCAGCAUGAAACCUACAGUGGAUACUAUGCCAGACAUGACGAAUCCCAAGGUGGAAAUGAACGUUAUCCUCCGUACUGAGCACUGAAUCCUUUUCAACGACUCCUGGUUUUAAGUAAUACAUUUUACAUUAAAUAUAUUUAUCAUAACAAAUGUUGCAUCCUAUUUAUCAAUAAAUGUUUUGUAUAUUUUAA